Messenger RNA from Fimicolochytrium jonesii, 1887 nucleotides. RefSeq lists its product as uncharacterized. Lineage: Eukaryota; Fungi; Chytridiomycota; Chytridiomycetes; Spizellomycetales; Powellomycetaceae. The record is from RefSeq and is a predicted model, not a curated record. The transcript has 7 exons. The coding region runs from base 1 to 1887 and encodes 628 amino acids.
AUGCGUUGGAUGGCACCGCCAUCCCCCUCCCCCGAGGUCCAUAGUUCCGCUGAAGGGGUACAAAAGAUACCAGAUUUCGGCGAUCUGAGGCCUCACCAAGUACAUCCUUCACUGAAUAAUAAGGACGUUUUGGCUCGCCUCAAAGCCGCAAAAACCAGAUGCGGCAAACAACAGCAGCUAGGCACCGGACUAGAGGCUUGUCUGCGAGAAAUGAAAGAUGAGAUUGCACGGAGUGUGGCCAUGUCACGCAUUGCUGGACGAUCUGCACACCUCAUGGCAGAUAUUUAUUUUGGAGCAGUGAAGAUGGCAAGGGACUCUGAGGACUUCAAUGUCUUUAGUGUAUCCACCUUUGUGACUGAAAAUGGCGAGAACAGGAUACGAACACUAUCACGGACUUACACAAAUCGAGCCACCGAGAAAGCGAUUCACCGAGCGUUCAAAAUGACACUUGAGUAUGCCACUCGAGACGGCUUUUCCAUCACUGACGCAUACCAGAGCUUGCGGUUCAACCAGGAUUUUUCCAGCAUUACUGUCGAAAUUGCCAUUCCUCAAUACGCUGGCAUAUGUCAGGCACUUGCAGAAACUUUUGGCAUCGAUAGUAGAACAGCUUUCGAUCAGUUUGUCACAGGAUGUGACUACCAUUUUGUCUCACGUAUGCAUAUUAUUGCCAUCAAGGCGCUUGAAGGCUACAAAGGGUUUGAUCGAGACACCGUGAAAGAGAGCCUGUUUCAGAAAUUCAAGAGUCUGAAAGACCUUGCGGUGGACGUCAAUGGAACGUAUGACCAGAUUUGGACGAAUGCCGCUGAGAACUAUCCUGUCAUUGUGAAAAAAGCCGCCUGGUGGAAGCAGGAAGAUAUCCGACAGAUGAGUUGCCCUGCCUACUCCAAAAUGAAUUCAGAAGUUUGUGCAAACUGCUUUUCUACCACCAAUGGGGAGGAAAGUUCGCAUCAUCAGGAAGAAACUUCGACCUUGCUCAGGAUGAGCGUACUAGGAAUUGGGAAGAAAAUCAAGUCAAUCUGCAUAGUCGGGACCGUUCCCAAAAAGCACGGGAUAACCAGAACCGCCAGCGGAGGCAAAAACGUGCGACUAACAGGGAAAAGUCAGCUGACUUGGGAAGAUCAGGAGGUAGAAACUCUUGCUUCGGCACCAACAGCAUCAACAGCAGCAACGACACCGUCCAUUCCAUCAUUUCCGUCAAUCCCAAUGGCAACCCAUUCCAAAGGUCUGUGGAAGAACACCAAAGCCAUUAUCGGAUUCUCAAAGCUAGAAAGGGCCCUAACCAACGCCCUGUUGGCAGGUCAAACGCUCCAUAAGCAGAGCACAAAGAUAAAAUUCAGGCUCAACUGGAGAGAAAGCUUGGUGACGGUGAUUGAUUUGUCAGAGAAUCCCAUUGCCAUUAACCAAGUAGAAGUUGACGUCCAGCCAACUUCACAGCAAACAGUGGGGGACCUGGAAGAGGAGCUUGUAACCAUGUCUGACUCCGAGUUUGACUCUGCCCUCCAGGCUCGCUCACCUGCACCGCCCCGACCCCAAUGUAAAGCUAAAGCCCGCACUUUAGAAGAUUCGCUACAAGUAGUGAAUGCUAGGAUCAAGUUCCUGGAAGAUCGCAAUGCGGGGAAGCUCCCACUUAGCGCUGAGCAGCUAGCAGCGCAUGGGGAGAGCGUGAAGGCAUAUGAAGAUUUGCUUGCAACUCCAGGGGGCAAAGCCCUGAUUGUGAAGAAGAAAAUUCCUCGGCCAACAUUGAGGAAGCCCAUUAUCCCGGGGGAAUUGUUAUAUAGCAUGUAUGGGCACUAUGACCUGGAUAUGCAGCUGGCUGCAAAAGCUCGCUUGAUGGCCCAAAUAGCGGCACAGUCUAAGGAAUCAGUACAAAUUAUCUCCAGGAUAUAG